AUGGUCUCCAGAUUUGCUACGCCACAUCCUUCAGGGUCUGAAGCCAGGGAACAGCCACAGUCCGACCCCGUGGGCACCACCAUCUGCCCCCUGACUCAUGUCAGCAUUCAGCUUCAAUGCGAAAAAAAAAAACAGACUUUUUUUUCUUUCUAUCAGGUGCAGACAUUGCUUCAGCAAAUGCAGGACAAAUUUCAAACCAUGUCUGACCAAAUCAUUGGAAGAAUUGAUGACAUGAGCUGUCGCAUAGAUGACCUGGAGAAAAACAUAGCAGACCUCAUGACACAAGCAGGAGUGGAAGAAUUAGAAGGCGAAAACAAGGCCCCUGCUACUAACAAGAGUUAAAGUUGCCAAUAACUUAAGAUGAAUGCUGGAACACUUUUUUUUUUUUUUUUUGUCUUUUUCCCAAACAAGCCCUUGAAAUUACAGAACAGCUUUUUGCAACUACAAUGUGUAAAAGCAUUUUUAUAUUGUUAUGGAGCUUGCAUUCCUGAUGUAUAGCUAGGGAUAGGUUAGUUUAUAUUGAGUUGUGUAAUGUUACUUCACUUUUUGAAUUCUUGUUAUGAGGAUCAAUUAGUUGUGUUAUUAAAAUACAGAUCUUAUGGAUCUCAACUACUGAGUGAAUUUUUUUGUGAAGUCACUUUUUUCCUCUGUUUCUUAUACUUUUUCUAGAUGUUUCAUUUUUGAUAGCUAAAAAACUAGUGACUUCCAUCAAGUGGAAAUCUUAACUUCUCCUAUGUAACUGUGUGGAGUGAAGCACAGGAUUGAAACUGAGCAUUAGUUUCAGGAUUGAAACUGAGCAUUAAAACUAAGCAUCAGUCACUGAAGUAGUAGAGGGUUCUAUAUUGUUUUCUAGUAACUGUAAUAAAGUGACUUUGCAAAAGUAAGGUGCUGAACAUCAAAAUCAUAUCUCAUACUCCUGGUAUUACCCUACCUGUAUAUUUGUAUAACACAGAACAGAAAUAUUGAUUUAACAUUAGAGACAUCUAUACACAGUUGAGCAAACACUGCCAUUCUAAUCUAUUAUAUUUAGAAAGACAAGGAACUACUAACUAUGACAAAUCUUGCUAUGGGACUUAAUUUUUUUAAUACUGUAAAACACUUUUGAAAAUGACAAUAUGUCUUUUAGCAGCAUUGCAUUUGAAGAAUAAUUGCCAUUAAAAUAGUGAUAUUCGACAAAAUGGAUGGGACUGAGGAAGUGUCUGUCCUGGUCUUUCAGUAUAAAUCAUUCACUGUUUGUACAAAACAAAGUUUGCUAACGAAGCAACGAUGUAUUUAUUGAUUAAGAAAAAUGGAGAGAAUGCAGUUAGAAUUGUAAAGCCUUGUUAGUCUGUGAGUAACACAUAGCUGGAACUCUGGAAAAUACUUGGUUUAGAAAGGUACUUGCUUUUAUAACUAUACCCAUGUGUAUAGACCUGAAGUUUAAUGGAUUACAUUAGAGUAUUUUGGAAAUCAAAAAUGUUUUCUUUAGAAGAGUCUUUACUAUGUUGCUAUUGUGAAGAAAAAUGACCAAUGUCUGAAUAAUACCGACAAUCAUUGCAGUGCUACUCCAGCCUGGAUUAUUAAUUUAAGAAAGCACUAGUGGCAGCUAGCAGUUAUACAUGGACUACACUUAAGACUAUUAUUUGCAUGCCACUGCAUUAGCACUGGUGUAUUACAGAGGCAAUAUGACGGGUCAUUUUUCAAAGGGGAAAUUGUAAUAAAAGCUCUUAAUGAAAGGGCAAUUUUGUGAACAUAGGAAAUGUAUGAGUAUACCUUGUAAUACCACCCUUAGGCUCCUUGUAAUGUCAUUUAAAAAAAUCUAAUAAACUAUUACGUGGUGACAUAAA
This is a messenger RNA of Struthio camelus australis, 1826 nucleotides long. The record is from RefSeq and is a predicted model, not a curated record. Lineage: Eukaryota; Metazoa; Chordata; Aves; Struthioniformes; Struthionidae.